This is a messenger RNA of Salvia miltiorrhiza (redroot sage), 1615 nucleotides long. RefSeq names its product 11S globulin seed storage protein 1-like. Lineage: Eukaryota; Viridiplantae; Streptophyta; Magnoliopsida; Lamiales; Lamiaceae. The transcript has 4 exons. The record is from RefSeq and is a predicted model, not a curated record. Bases 138 to 1532 code for a protein of 464 amino acids. Gene Ontology annotation, molecular function: nutrient reservoir activity.
AGCCAGGUGCCCCCUGAGAAAAUCAUAGGUGGAAGGCAUGGGAGGUAGGCAGCCAUGCAUGUUGCAGACUUCUCCCCUAUAAAUAAUGACGCUUCCGCCUCGCCGCUUCACAUCAUCAAAAUACAACACAUUCCAGCAUGGCGAAGCUCUCGCUCUCAGUUGUAAGCUUUCUUCUAGUGUUAGGAUUGGGGUGCGCCACUCAUGUUCGAGAGGGGUCGUGGCAGGUGGGAGAGUGCCAGAUCAGCAACAUCGACGCCCGGGAGCCGUCCUACACCGUGAGAUCGGAGGGCGGAGAGACCGAGUUCUGGGACAACCGGAACGAUGAGUUCCGAUGCGCCGGUGUGUCCAUCCGCCGCCACAGAAUCCAGCAGAGAGGCCUCCUGCUGCCGGUGUACCACAACGCCCCCGUUCUCGUCUAUGUCGUCCAAGGCAGGGGAACUUAUGGAGUUUUGAAUUCUGGCUGCCCCGAAACAUUCGAAGCCGAAUCAGCCCAACAACAAUAUUCUCGCAAGGAAAGAAGCGAGAGAUCAUUCAGAGAAGACAGACACCAGAAAGUUGAGGAUGUGAAGCAGGGUGACGUCAUCGCCGUCAGGGCCGGCGAGGCUCACUGGGUUUACAACGACGGCGAUCAAGAGCUUGUUCUUGUUGUUUUCCACCACAACGCCAACUAUGCCAACCAACUCGACCAAAACCCAAGGUCCUUCUUCCUGGCCGGAAACCCCAACAACGAGCAAGAGGAAGAGCAAUACAUGAGGCUGCGCGGAGGCAAAGAAGCCCAAUCAGAGUUGGGUAAUGUCUUCCGCGGUUUCCACGACGAGUUGUUGGCGGAGGCAUUUGGCGUUGAUGUGGAGACCGCCAGAAAGCUCCGGGGCCAAAACGACGAAAGGGGCCAUAUUAUCAGGGCAGAGAAGAGCAUUAAAUUGAUCCAGCCCUAUGGCAGGAGCCGACGUGAGGAUGAGGGCUACCACAACGACAACGGCCUCGAGGAGACCGUCUGCAGCGCCAGAGUCAAAGAGAACCUCGACAGGGCAUCACGCGCCGACUUCUACAACCCACGCGCCGGGAGGUUCUCCACCCUCAACAGCUUCAACCUUCCCAUCCUCCGCUUCCUCCAACUCAGCGCCGCCAGAGGAGUCCUUCAUAGGAACGCCAUAUUCUCGCCGCACUGGUACGCCAACGCCCACAGCCUCAUCUACGUCACUCGCGGGGCGUCGCGGGUGCAGAUAGUGAACCACCGCGGGCACGCCGUAUUCGACGGCCAACUGAGGGAGGGCCAGGUCGUGGUGGUGCCUCAGAACUUCGCCGUGGUCAAGCAGGCUGGAGAGGAGGGCUUUGAGUGGGUGGCGUUCAACACCAACGACAACGCCAUUAUCAACACCUUGAGCGGCCGCACCUCCGCCAUCAGGGGGCUGCCCGUCGAUGUCGUCGCCAACGCCUACCAAGUCUCCAGGGAGGAGGCCGAGAGACUCAAGUUUUCACGACGGGAGACGGUCAUUUUCAGCGGGACUCAGAGACGACCUGCUUCUGCUUGAGAAAAUGUGUGUGGAUAAAUAAAUGUAAAAUAAGUGUUCAAGAGGAAUAAUGUAUAUCGGCUUGUGCUAAAGUUUGAUGCCAA